AUGCUUCCGCGCUUGGGGCGACUCUUUCUUCUGCUUCUUGGGUUCAUCCUCGUCUUUGCCGUCCUGGGCGUGACUCUCUUUGCGGCUGACUACCAAGACCUCGACGAAGACAAUCCCGAGGAGGAUGUGCUUGAAGGCGCUUUUGACAACGUGCUCGUGGCGAGCCUUCGCAUGUUCGUCCUGUUCACCACCGAGAACUUUCCCAUGAUUACGCUGCCCGCCUGGAAAGACUCAAAAGCCAGCUUCGUCUACUUUUUUAUCUUUGUCUAUGCCGGAGUCGUCUUUUUGACUUCCAUCAUCUUAGCCCUGAUUGUCAGCUUUUACCUCGAGUAUGCCGAAGAACAAUUCUCCACCUUUAUGAAGGUCCUUCGACCCAAAGCGGAACGCCCAGAAAUGCGCUUCUACUUUGAGCUACUUGAUCGUGAUGGAAAUCGAAAGAUUGACCCCUUUGACUUUAUGGAUUUGCGAGAGAUUUUACAACUCACCGUCACGAAGCUGGAAGACAACGAGCAUCAAACCGACUGGCUAGUCAACCAUGAAUGGCGCCAUUUUGGGCAAAUGACCCUCACGCUGAGCAAUUCACUGCUGACCUGCAUCCUUUGGCGUGGCAUGUCACCACACCUUAUUGUGUCUGAAGGAUGGAAAGACUUUACGCGUCGCUUCUACAAGGCCAUGGAUUUGAGUUGUUGCAUUGCAGCUUGGGUCCUCUUGUUAGCGGCCAACCUGCGGGUCCAUGAAGCCAAUCUCCUGGCCGUUGUGGCAAACGUUUUGCUGUUUCUUCGCCUUACCUGGCUCUCCUCUGACGCUCGCUUUGGUCUCUUGCUACUCUACUGGGUCUCCGGUGUGAUCUUUCACUUGAGCUUGUUGAUGAUGGUUGUCAUGUACUUCUUUGGCGUGAUCGGUGUGGAAAUCUUUCACGAUUACGCCAAUACAGCUGACCAGGAUGACAUGUACUAUGACGUCUUUGGAUGUGAAACGGGCUUCAAAACGCUGGGCUGCGCACUGUUUGCGCUUUUCCAAACCCUAACGGGCAGUAACUGGCACGAUGCCAUGAACUCGGUCAUUGAGCUCGUGGGCUGGCGGGCCGCAGUCUUCUUCGUGGUCUUUUAUGUCUUUGUCAACAUGAUUCUGAUGGAUUUGCUUGUGGCCGUCACGAUUGAAAUGUUCAUUGGCUUCCGCAGCCGCUAUCAGGGGCUGACUGUGGAUGAUCUGCACAAGGCGUUUGUGGUCAUUCCUGAUGCCCCGCCACCACCGCCAGUUGACGAACCGGGCAUGAAUGGUGACAUGCUUUCGCGCGCCGUCUCUAGCGCUGCUGACACGCCAGAAACCAUGGGGAAUCUUUCCAAAGAGGCGCAGGAGCUGAUUCAGCGUGCCAGCAAGCAGGUGGAGGCACAUUACGCGGAAAGCCACCGCCGCCUAUCGCAUGUUUCGCGCGGGUCGCGCCGUUUCUCAACCAAAAGCCGCGUGAGCAUUCAGAGCCGCAGCAACGGCAGCAACAUAACAAGUGAAGAGCUGCCUGAUGAACCUUCCAUUGCAUGGAGAACCGAUGCCGACCCUUCGACAACAAGAGGGGCACAAGUCGGUGAGGUGGAGGAAACUAUGCCCAGCACGUCAGAACCAGGGCCCUCACCCCUGACCCCACGAGCCCUGCCAGUCCCAUCUGGCUCAGCAGUGCGCCGUAAUCGCAAGCCUAGUGAGAACGACGUGCUGCCCGCGCGCAACGACAGCCCUAAUUUGAGGGAGCCCAUUGUCAACAACAGCCCGGUUCCAGGUCACCCAACCACACGGCGCCCCCAGCGUUCGACCUCCUUUUCUCUUGUUUUGCAGCAGGAUCGGCGCCGGAGUAGUUUUUCCGGCACGGGACAACUGGCGGAGACUUUGCGCCGCGCACGGCACUCAGCUCAGGCAGAGUUGGAGCACAUACCCGCCUCCACUGCAUCCACUCUGUCGAAGCGAGAAACACGUCGCACUCCCGAUGGUGGCCAAAUCGAGAUUAUGGCAUGCAAGGACACGGGCAUUAUUCGACGAGAGCUGGCCCAACGCGCUUGGCGGGCACGAAGAUGGUUCGUCUUCCGUUUUCUGGCCGUGUUGCGCGCCAAAUUGGUUUGGAUGAAACUGAGCGUCAUCAACUCAUGCUCGCUUCUUCCCUCUCUCUCCAUCUCUCUCUCUCUCUCUCUCUCUCUCUCUCUCUCUCUCUCUCUCUCUCUGCGCACUUGUCUUUUUAACGCAGCCUUGACGGUCAUGGACACUAACGAUGUGGCCAAGCUGCAGAAGCUGGCCCACUUUGAUCUCGUUGGAAUGCACAAGCUGAAAGCUACGCUACGUCAUGAUUACAAUCGCGAACAUGCCCUUCAACGCCUCUUCCAGCCAAGUCGGCAGGAGCAAGAGUCUGCACGCGCGCUGAGCAAGAUCUCUCCCAUCCUGAACUGGUGGAUGAUUUCGCAGCUUAUACGCGAGCAUGAGGCAGCAGAUGAGGGAGACGGCACAUCGACCCUGAACCGAAGCACGGCCAAGAGCCCAACACAAGAGACCGAUUUGGACGAGGUUGCGCGAGAUAGUCAACCGAGCUCCCUUCACAGCAAUUCCAAUCGCCCACGUCUGCGUGGUUGCAAAAAGUGCCUACGCUCAUCCAACCCCUUGCACGUUCACAGAGACAACACUUCAACCAUGACGCUGCACAUGAUGCGAGAGAAUGUGCGAGUACGCGGCCCCGAGCAUGCGGAGGAAAUUGUGACCGUCGGCGGUGGAGGUGGCAUGGUAGAGGUGGCGACAACGGAGCGGCCCGACGUGAUUGACGAGCACGUGGGCCCGAUGCGUCGGAUUCCCGUUCAGAUGAGCUCACCACUGCACAUGGAGCUGUUGACCGAGUCAUCGGACGAAGCGCCUGAAUCUGAUCUUGAGAGAUCAAGUGAGCAUUUGACACGCCGAAUCACACGCAAGCGUACCGUGAAUAAACACGGCUUGCGACCCCCUGGACGCGCCCUAUCCCGCUCGCUGAGCGAGCGAAGGCGAAUUCUACUCAAAGCUGCGGCACACCAUCACAUGCACCAUGCAAUGCCGAAAGAAAUGCCGAGUCGCGACUUGCGCUGCGCGCUCUUUGACUUUUUUUACCGACAAUAG
Messenger RNA from Monosiga brevicollis MX1, 3120 nucleotides. RefSeq lists its product as uncharacterized. Lineage: Eukaryota; Choanoflagellata; Craspedida; Salpingoecidae. The transcript is spliced from 17 exons. Gene Ontology annotation, biological process: transmembrane transport; monoatomic ion transport. Gene Ontology annotation, molecular function: monoatomic ion channel activity; voltage-gated channel activity; calcium ion binding. Gene Ontology annotation, cellular component: endosome membrane; lysosomal membrane. The coding region runs from base 1 to 3120 and encodes 1039 amino acids. The record is from RefSeq and is a predicted model, not a curated record.